CUUAAAUGUAAGUGUAUAUGGCAAACAAGAGCUUCAGAAGAAUUUUCAAACGUCAAGCAAGAUCAAAUAUGCCUAAAGCACACAUAAGUCUUUGUUUCGUCAUCUUUUUAUGUCUCUCCUUGCAAAAUUUCAUGAGAGUUAACUCACAGAGCCAAGGAUCUUGGUGUAUAGCGAACGCUCUUACGGAUAAUGAAACAUUAUUAAAGAACAUAAAUUUUGCAUGUUCACAAAUAGAUUGUGGAAUUAUUUUGGAAGGAGGUUCAUGUUAUGAUCCUAAUACUCCUCUUAAUCACGCUUCUGUCGCCAUGAAUCUUUAUUAUCAAGCUCAAGGAAGACACUAUUGGAACUGCCAAUUCGAUGGCUCUGGUCUCAUUACCGUCAUUGAUCCUAGCCAUGGGAGUUGCAAAUAUCAGUAUAAGUAAAAACAUGCAAAGCUUUGUAUUGGUUACAA
This is a messenger RNA of Brassica oleracea var. oleracea, 451 nucleotides long. RefSeq names its product major pollen allergen Ole e 10-like. The transcript is spliced from 3 exons. NCBI's taxonomy places the organism in Eukaryota, Viridiplantae, Streptophyta, Magnoliopsida, Brassicales, Brassicaceae. The coding region runs from base 18 to 422 and encodes 134 amino acids. The record is from RefSeq and is a predicted model, not a curated record.